Molecule: messenger RNA, 507 nt
Organism: Rangifer tarandus platyrhynchus (Svalbard reindeer)
Lineage: Eukaryota; Metazoa; Chordata; Mammalia; Artiodactyla; Cervidae
Source: the annotation of a GenBank genome assembly
AUGGAGGUCUGGCAUGGAAUCGUGAUUGCAGUAGUGUCGCUGAUCCUGCAGGCCUGUCUCCUCGCAGUCAUCAACUACCUGCUCAGCAGGCACAUGGCCAAGGAAAAUGAGCGCAUAUUGAAAGGGGCCAGGUCCCAGGCCCCCAGUGUUAGUCCAGCUCACUGCUGCCCGCCUGCUGCCAAGGAGAGGAAGGAGACUCGGGUGGAGAGGAACGUCCUGGUGCCCGAGCCUCACUACCAGCAUGACAGUGACACGUCCUCAGAUAGCUCUGACAGCUCAGACAGCUCACCUCCCACCACCUGCCAGGUCACCAAGGAUGUGAACUACACACAAGUAGUCUUUGCAGCCCCUGGAGACCGAAGAAAUGACUCUGUCCUGGACUAUGAGAACAUAAAGGAAGCCACAGAUUAUGUCAAUGUCAAACCAAAGAGCCACAAGCCCAAUUUCUGGACUUUUGUGAACCCUGCUGUCUCUGAACCAGUGGAAUACUCUCAAGUGGUCAUGUGA